Molecule: messenger RNA, 1900 nt
Organism: Pocillopora damicornis (cauliflower coral)
Lineage: Eukaryota; Metazoa; Cnidaria; Anthozoa; Scleractinia; Pocilloporidae
Product: phosphatidylethanolamine N-methyltransferase
Biological process (GO): phosphatidylcholine biosynthetic process
Molecular function (GO): S-adenosylmethionine-dependent methyltransferase activity
Source: RefSeq, a predicted model, not a curated record
AUGAAUCAGAUGGUUAAGCCACUUGCUGAAGCAGCCACUGAUUUUCCAAUUUUCUGGAGAAACUCAGAUCUUUGGUUUGCAGCUUUUUGCAUUAUGUUUAAUCCUUUCUUCUGGAAUGUUGUAGCACGGUGGGAAUACAGAACGCAUGCAAUCACACAUUGGUUUGGUUCAGCUGAGAGAGGCUGCUACGCACUUGCUGUUGUUAUUUGUCUUUUGGGAUUAUUUAGAGAUUACCGAUUUGAAGAGGCCAUCUCUGGCCAGCCUAUUGCAUUAGCCAUGUGCACUGAGAAUGUUCGUAUUUGUGGCACUUUUCUUAUCGUGGUUGGAACAGUUCUUGUCCUUAGCAGUACAUGGUCACUGGGGAUUGUAGGAACAUUUCUAGGGGAUUAUUUUGGUCUUUUGUUGAACAAGAAAGUCACACAUUUUCCAUUCAAUGUCAUGAACAACCCAAUGUACUGGGGAUCAACUUUGAACUUCUUGGGAUAUUCAUUAAGACAGUGCAGCCCAGCAGGUGUACUCUUAACUACGCUAGUUGCCAUUUGUUACAAGAUAGCUUUAUUAUUUGAGGGGCCUUUCACUGAGAACAUUUAUGCAGAAAAGAAAUUGAGAGAAGAAAAGGAAGAGUGAAAAUGGAUAAAUUAUGAUAAUUUAUUUUGAUCCCACUAUGUUAUUUUAAUGUUUAUUUACGAACUAGAAAGUAAAGCAGACAUUUGUAUGGAUGUCAGCAUAAAUAUAAAAUUAUUGCUAUGUUUUGGUAAAGUUAAGAGGACAAAGUAAUUUUGUACCCACUGAAGGUUUUAAACAAGACCCUUAAAGAGAUUGUGUAGGGACUACUUUCAGGUUAGACCUAUAAAUGGUUUACAAGUAACACUAACCAAGAGAGUUGGUGGAAAUUGAAAGAAAAAUUAUUAGUAAAAUAAUAUUCCUCGCACAAAUGUGUAUGCUGAUAGAACUUACAUUUGUUGAAUGUGCAACUCUUUUCAUUGCAAAAAUGACACUCAGUCUGGUAAUCUGAAAUUAUGGUUCAUAGUCAGAGAUGAUUAUCUACCUCAAAGGGACUUACUGCUGUAAUUUCUUUGUAUGAUCUUUUCUAAGUAGAAGCACAAGGCCAAGCUAAACUUUGCAAGAUGAUUAAAUACAUGAUCUUAUUUAGAUGUUUGUAUAAAAUAAUGUGCUGUGUGGCUAAUGUCCAGAAUCUGGUAUUUAUUAUCUUUAAUUUUGACCUUGUUGUGGGAAAUAUUUCCAGUUACAUCUGUGUGGAUAGUUUGGAGUUUAAUUAUUUUUUCAUGGAAUCACAUUUUUGAAUUUCUGAGUACAUUAUUUAGCAUUGCUCAUUAAUAUGUGAGUUCGUAGAAUGUUGGGUAUGAAAGUUGUGCUCAAUAUCCAGGUCCAAUCUGUAGUUUUGUAAAGACUUCAUUGUUUACACUGAUUAAAGAAAGUUAAUUUUUACUUUAGUGAAUGAGGUUAUCAGUUAAAUUGAUGCGAACCAUUAAGGUUAGAAAGAAUCAAAACUGUGUUGUUCCAUUAAAACUUCCAUGGCUUGACCCUGACUUUUAUUCCCCUGAGCAGAGCACUUGAGAAGAGAAAUGCAUGCUUUGCAUUGUGUUGUAAUUUUAGUGAGUUUGAGGACGGGAGAAGAAAGAUGAGGAAAACUGCAGGUGGUGUUUUUCUUGUUUCUUAUGUGUUCUUAAAAAAUCCAACAACACUGUAUGCUUGGUGUCUAAAUGUAACUGAGCUGCACACUGGAACGGCAGAAAUUAUCAUAGAAUACAACUUUUGUUUUAUUAAGCUGGAUUUUCUAACUCAUCACUUUGUCUGAAUUAACUGUAUCAUGUUAUCAUGAAGUUGUACAUGAAAAAGAAACAGAUCAAUAAAGUCUGAAUGAGAAUUUUAUAUUGAA